Oncorhynchus nerka (sockeye salmon) is the source of this 9739-nucleotide messenger RNA. RefSeq names its product zinc finger protein 638-like. The coding region runs from base 2750 to 9364 and encodes 2204 amino acids. Gene Ontology annotation, cellular component: nucleus. The transcript is spliced from 19 exons. Gene Ontology annotation, molecular function: RNA binding. NCBI's taxonomy places the organism in Eukaryota, Metazoa, Chordata, Actinopteri, Salmoniformes, Salmonidae. The record is from RefSeq and is a predicted model, not a curated record.
AGUUAAACCUUAAACCUAGUCAACAACCAAUGUUGUGGUUUUUCCUGUGAAAAUCUGUAUAAUACAUUACAUAUUUGGUGAAGGGCCCAAUAUCUUUGGAUGUAGCACGUGCACAUGAUUGUUUGGCUAGCAAUGCUAAUCGGCUAACUGUUUGUUAGCAUGUGAAACACUUAACACUACUAACGUGAUGUUAGUGAAGUUUUACACAUUGGCAGAGUUUUUCUUAUUUGUGAAUUUGCAUGGCUAUCGAUUCUGAAUUUGUGUUGUGAAAGGCAUUUUGCAAGUUGUACCACUAGCUAGUUGGUUAGCUGGUUGUCUCGCCGCCAGCUGAUGACUAAUGAUUUUCAGCCAGUUGAGGACACGGCCAUCCGCUCUUUUUUUCCCCCAAGAAGCAUAUGGCGUUUUUAAAAGAUACACGACUUUUAGGUCCAGUUUUUUAAAUAUAAAAAUAUUUCUUUUGAAUUUGAUUCGAUUUGUUGUUUUAGAUAACAUCUCCAACCAACGUUUUUGCUUGCAGGUGAACAUUUACAUUGUAGCUGUAGUCUACUUAUUUUUUAACAAACGACUGUUCUGUAAGGGGAAGUUUUAUUAAGAGCCACAACACUUACGUCUGAACGUUACGCCUUGAUCUGACCGACAUCAAUGCUGCGUAAUACAUUCUGCAGUCAAACUUUUUUCAUUAUACAAUCCAAAAUGUUUUGUGGAUAUGUGUACAGCAGAAAUUCAAUAUUCACCUUUUUCUACUGUUUCUUUAAGUCUACGCUAUGGAUAAAUCCAACGUAUGCAUCACAACGAACGCACCGCAACUGCCUCUGCAAUGCAAUGCUGCUGAGUUCCAUUGGAAGUGAAUGUACCUCUGGUGUACCAUGGCAACCGGUUGCUUUAAAACCUCUUAAGGAUCCGCCCCUUAUUUUUUAUUUUUUUUAUAGCUGAAAUGACAUACCUAAUGGACUGACUACAUCGCUAGCUUUGUGUGUGCAAGCGUUGCAAAGUAAAUGUAGAAAUCUAUAUUAUUCAAUUAUUGCACUCACACUGCUUGCGCGCCAUCAUCUGGUUGUGAUGUAAGUCGCCUUCUGCUACUAUUUCCGUUUUACAGCAUACGGUCGGCCGCGUUCGAUAUUUCCAACGUAGGGUACCACACAGAAACGCAACUGCCUCUGCAACGCUACAAGGCGAACUUCGACGUUACGUUGGAAACAAAUGUAAUUCUGGUGAUACCAAAAAGGCGAUGUCGCUGUCGGUGUGUUCGCCAGCGUGCGUCAAAUUCGGUGUUCUGUAGUAACUUGUGUUCUUCUAAAAACCUAAAGGUUAAAUGAAUAAAUUAACCUUUUUUUUAUUUAGAUUCAGGGUAACCCACACGGCCAUGUUUACGGAAAACGGACCGAAGGCCGUCUGAAAACGCGUGUGUAAAUGUGCUGUUGCUGUCUACAACUGUGAUAUUAUUGUAUUUGUUCAAUUAUUUUGAUGUGAGAUUUAUGUUUCUAGAUUUAUGUUUCUAGAUUUAUGUUUCUAGAUUUAUGUUUCUAGAAUCGUACCGGCAAUUUUGAUAAUUCUAUUUAUUGUUUAGAUGGAUUAUUUGUCUCAUUUGGCUUCUAGAGCCAGUUAACCUUUAAACAGAACAUGUAAGAUCUAUUAAGGAGUAAAGUUAGGCCCCGUUCGUCCAGCAUAGGGCUUAAUAAUAAUAAAUACAAUGUUUCUCGCUAAUAGAUGUUGCUUUUUUAUCAAGAUUAUAGGCUCCGUUCCGCUGCAACAUUGUAGAAUCAUGUAUUAACAUAGUAAAAUGUAUUUAUAUAUACUUUAUAUAUACUUUAGCAUAACAUAGUAAAAUGUAUUUAUAUAUUGUAUUUAUAUAUACUUUAUAUAUACUUUAGCUGAAUCUGAUCCACAACUGUUACUUUAGCUACAGUAGUAUUUGAUACCAGCCCUGUUUUGAAUUUCUGAAUCGACUGUUUCUCUUUGUUUAUCCUUUUUGGUCAAUGUCGCUAUUAUAGUAUAUUAUAUUUUGUUUGUACAUGAUAUGAAGUAUCAAUAUCAGUUGUUGUUAAUGUCUAAUCUUUGUUAGAAAGCUGUUCACCUUUCUUUCAAAUUUCACUGAAACUGUGUGUUAAGUUUGUACGUUUUUACAAUGACCACCUAUUCCCCCCCCCCCCUUCCUGUCUGUUCCCUGUUUGCUUGCAGUUUUUAGUUUUCUCCAGUGAGAACACACGUGAACAAUCCUCUGUCUAGACCUAACCAACAGAAGCCCGAUGUUCUAGAAGUUGUGCUAGAACAGUUGACCUGGAUCGGAACUGAUUUUGAAAGUGCUUGUGUGAAACAAAAUGGAAACUGACCAAACUGAUCAAUCCCAAAAAGCCAGUCUUGUUUUCCAGUUUGAUUACUACUGUCUAUAGCCCUGUCACAGGACGAGUCAGAGAGAAGACCAACCAAUAAUCCUCCUCUCUGUGUCUUUCUCCUCUCCAACUCUUUCAGCUUUGCGUUGCUAUUGGAGCAUUGUGCUGCUCCCCUUUCGAGCCCGCUGAGUCUGAUUGGAGGGCUGGGAGUUGGAAUCCCGCCCCCGCAGCGCCUCUUAUGCCACGCCUCCCUGCUUCUGGCCCAGCUCAAAGCACAGCUCGCCAUCAAUCAGCUCGUUGCCGUGGGAAACAUCGCCAACGCCGUUACCUGCGCCAACCAUCCACUACCCUCCCCUCACCCCCAUCCUCCUCUUGCCCUCUUCCUCAACCUCUUGAAAGCGGCAUCCACCACCAAUAACAUGUACCAUCCCCUAUAUAAUCCGUUAGGGGGUCAGUACUCUUCACAAGCCCAGAGAACACCAGCUCAGAUGGGGCGGUAUGGACUCACACAAGCCCAGUCCGGGAUGGACCCUCUGUUGGCCUCACGCCUGGGUCUGGGCCCUAUCUCUGCUGGUGGUUCCUCUGGGUUUUCCAGCCAGGGGGGCAUGAUGUCCUCGAUGGGGUACAACCUGGGGCAGAGAUCAACCCCGGAGUUGGAGAUAGACCACCACAUCCGCUGGGCCAGAGAGGACGUGAGGCUGCUCAGCCAGAUGGUGCAGCAGAAACAGAACCAGCAGACCCAAAUGAAUCUUCGCCUGAAUCGCAACCCCGGGGAUGAGCUUUCGUCUAGGGUAGGGAUGGGUAGCUACACCUCUGGCCGGUCCUGCAGCGACCAGCAGAGCUCCAUGGCCUCCUGGUCUGGCCACGUGACCCAGUCUGCUUCCUCUAAGCUCUUCUCCUCCCCCCUCCCUCAGUCGUCCCCUUCCACCUCCCAGAUGUACCAAAGCCAAACCUCUGGGUUUGGUGGUGCGGGAGAGCCGGGACCCACCUCAAUGGGUUGUGAGGCGCCCCUGAGUGUCUCCGCCUCGUCUGUCUCCGAUCCUCCAGCCCGGUACACACCAGAGUCCGCCAGCAACAUCCUGGCGAGUUUUGGCUUGUCCAACGAGGACUUGGAGCUCCUGAGCCACUAUCCAGACGAUCAGCUGACCCCAGACAACCUGCCCUUCAUCCUCAGAGACAUCUGCAUCCGUAAGGCCAAUAGAAACAUGGAUGUGGACCAUCGGCAUGACAACAGACCCAGCCCGGGGUCGGACCACUUAGGUGGAGGACAGAGCAAAGUUAUCGAUUAUGGAAAUAUUGAUGCUUCUAAAUACGACAGUUAUGACAAUGUUCGAUCCAAUAGUUACGGCGGACAAGAGUCGAUGAAAUACUCUGUCAGAGACUCUCCAACCGGGACACCAUACGGCAGUUUUGGAAGAUCCAUGACCUCAGUCCUUUCCGAGCAACAGCAGAUUUGCAGCGCUGCAGUCCAGAGUUCUAUCUCUCUCCCCAAGAAUGACAACGACACUCGUAUCAGUCUUCCUCCGCCUUCCAGCCUAACCCAAAAGACCCUCAAAACCCACGACUUAUCUAAAGCGGCACCCAAACCUAUGAACAUCCCUGUCCACGGCGGAGACCAAGGACUCGACCGACUCCUCUCAUCUCAGAAUCGAGGCACUGCUCGAGGCCAGGUUCAGCCUCGGUCCGACCUGGUGGUUCUUAGUGGUGGAGUUGGAGGAGAUGCAAGACUCAAGAUCGGAGGUAUCCCAGUGGGGAUUCCUCCUCCCACGCCACCCCUCAUGUGGCCUCCCUUAUUCCCCGUCAUGAAUCCGUCGGUUCCCCCUCCCGGUCACGUUCCGGUGACUUGUCCGCCUCCUCAGAUGGGUCCGCCUCCUCAGAUUGGUCCGCCUCCCCAGAUUGGUCCGCCUCCCCGGAUGGGUCCGCCUCCCCCGGUGGGUCCGCCUCCCCCGGUGGGUCCGCCUCCCCCGGUGGGUCUGCCUCCCCCGAUGGGUCCGCCUCCCCGGAUGGGUCCACCUCCAUCGAUGUUCCAGCAGAUCAACAUCCCACCCCCAACGUUGAUGGUGCCGACGAGGUUGCCGGCCCCGACCACGAUGAGCGAUUACUCCGCAGCUUCUCCCAGAAUCUUUCCUCAUACCUGUUCUCUCUGUAACGUAGAAUGUGCCCAGCUAAAGAACUGGAUUGCUCAUCAAAACACCAGCCUCCACAUCGACAACUGCCGGCUGCUCAGGAAAUUGUAUCCUGACUGGAAUGGGGAAACUGUAUCAAGCCCUGCUGCCAGUAGAAAUGACAACAACCAGAGUUCCUCCAAACGUCGCCAGACCAUCUCCCGUUCUCCGUCCCGUUCUCCUUCUCCUCGCCUCUCCUCCUACCGCACCACUUCCUCCACCUCCUCUGCUCGCCGACCUCGAUCCAGGGAACGAUCCCGGGACCGUAGACCCAGCGCCGGCAGACGGCGUUCCCGGUCUCCUGGUUUGCGUCGGGAGCGUGACCCUCCGGCGUCGUCGUCUUCGCACCGGGACCAGGAACGUCGGCGUUCCCCCCAGACAGCUUCUUCAUCCCGGAGGAGGUCGCGUUCUAGGAGCUAUGAACGGGAGCGUCGGGAGGCGAGGAAGAGCAGCCCUCCAGGAGGAGGGAAGAGCAGACAGCAGAAGUCUAGCAGUGCUGAGAUACUGGCCAAGAAACUACUGGAGUCAUCUGCCGGCCUCUCCCUGACUAAGAACACCAGUCUAGAAGUUCUGAUGCAGUCCCUGGCCCCUGCUCUCCUGGCCGAGCUCGCCAAAAAGAAAGGAGCCACUUCUGCCAAGGGAGGUGCCGGCAAGGGAGGCCGCUCCUCCUCCCGGAAGACUGAAACGGGAACGUCCAAGGGUGGCAAGGGAGGCACCGGAUCUGGGAGGACAUCAAACAAGAAAUCCUCCUCGCCCUCCAAAUCAUCCUUCAAAUCAUCCUUCAAAUCGUCCAGCUCAGCUCCUUCCAAGACUAAGAAGAAGGGAGCACCAGGGACCUCCGCUCUGUUAAGACUGAAGAAUAUCCCCCAACACACAGCUCAUGAUGAGGUGGUGAAGGCCGUGGAACCCUUCGGAAAGAUCAACACCGUCAUCCAGCUCAAGCCCAUACAGCAGGCAUCCGUGUUGUUUGAGAGGGAGGAGGAUGCUAAGAAGCUGGCUAGCUGUAAGAACCUGACCAUCAAAGGCCAGACCGUCACCGUACUAACGGAGAAAGAUGCUCUGCUGGACGACUCCAAGGAACUGAGCCAAACCAACAAGUCUACCGAUGAAAAAAACUCUCCAGCAGCAAAGACCCACACCACCAAGUCAACCGCAACCAAAAUGUCUUCUACAUCCUCAACUAAACCGCAAACUGACUGUCCCAAGACCACACCCAAAGGGUCGAGGGUUAAUACCAAGGCUCAGCCAACCACGGCUAAGGGGGCUGUCCACACCCUCAUUCCUAAACUGCCUGGUUGUGGAAAUAAUAGCUUUGUGAAGAUCGAAGGUUUACCGGAGACUGGCUAUACAGAGGAAGAUGUUCUGGCUCUGGUGAAGCCGUACGGAUAUAAACCUGGACUCUACAACUGUUUCAUUCUUCCUGCACAGAGAUGGGCCAUAAUCCGUAUGGACGGAGUACAGAAGAGCUCUGUUAUGGUGACAAACUACACACAGUCUCCUCCCAAACUACUAGACUGUCCCCUCUCCUUCACGUUGAUCUGCCCUGAUACAGGCCUCGUUCAGGAGAAUGUCUACACAACGCUGAAGGGCCUCACCACUUCGGUUCAAGAGGUUCACGACCUCGUCAAGCGCUUCGGAUCCUACCUCGAUUCGCUAUCUCUGAUCAACAGGAUUUAUUUUGAGAUGGAGUCGUCCUCGAUAGCGAUGGCGGUAUGUCUUCAUUUCCAGAAGUUCCCCUGUGUAGUUCAGAACAAGCCUCUGAAGUUCAACAUGCUGGUCAAGGUUAAACACCCGGCUCAGCCGCAGCUCCCAGCCAAGAGGACACGUGUCACCAGUCAUUUCAGCACCAGAGCCAAGAAGAAGACGGUCCAAGGCAAGAAGCCUGUCGCUAAAGGUACAAGACCAGGUAAAUCUGUUCCUGCCACCACCUCUGCCACACAGCCCGUGGUUACCCAACACCCGGGAGAUGACGGAGACGCCGUCCAGUCCAGUGAGACCAUAGCGAUAGACUCCGACGCGACCGCAACGGAACCCAGUCCAGUCGUCAUGGACCCCAAAGACCUGAUGACGACCAACGACGACCAAACCGCUGCAAAACCGGAUGGCGAGAAUGGAGAAACCAUAGCAACCGCUACCGUUCGCGCUGCUAGCGUUGCUGGUUCUGUACCAGCACCGGUAACAUCAGCUCGCCCAGUGUCUGUAAAAGGUGAAGACAAACUGUUAGACUUCAGUCCGGUAACUCAGGAGAUCCUGAAGGCCCUGGAGGCAGCAGUGCACCAACAUCGCCUGGGGAGACAAGCCGAGGAACAAAGACAGGACCAGGGAGAGAAGGACCAGAAGAGCUCUGUAGCUGGGGAGAAGGGGGAGACCAACACCCCGGCUGGAGGACUGAACCAGGCCCCAGCUCAACCAGAGAAGAAGACUGGAGAGGAGACAGCGACACAGACUCAACCUGAGAGAAAUAGACCUGCGCUUUCUCUGAAGAAAAAAAAGCUACAACAUGAGAAGUCACAGACCGAUAAAAAGCCUCCAACCACACCAGCGAAGAAGACCACAACACAGACGGAAGGUGCAAAGAAACCACCUUCAGGCUCUGGACAACCAAAUAAGAAUCAGGGGAAGACCCAAGUCUAUGGAGGAAGAGGCAGGCGCAGGGACCAUUCUUCCCCAGGAAACAUAGACUCUUCCAGGCAUAGAAGCAGCCGGGCGGCCUCCGAGGAGGAGCAGGGUCCUCCGACGUCGAGACACGGCGACUCCUCUAGCUCUUCUUCUGGCUCCUGCAGGAGCAACAGACAGGACGGCAGUCCCGCCAAGAAGAAGGGGAGGAAAGAGGAGGAGGAGAUGAGCAAGGAUUUUGGCUACGUGGUGGAUGAGUUCACUUCCGACGUCAAUCCUAGUGACGCCAACCCAAUCGACCUGGACCAGUUCAACAUGGAUGAGUUCGUCACCGUGGACGAGGUGGAAGGGGAUGAGGCGGACAACGCCAACCCACCAGAAUCUUCAUCACCCAACCCACCAGAGCCAUCAUCUUCAUCACCCAAUACCCAAGAUGGCACCUAUGGAAGGUCGGAACGAUCAUCCAAACGCAAGAGGGGUACCCCUGAUACCCCAAUUUCUACUAUGAAGUCAAGCCAGGAGAAAGGGAGACCCCUGUCCAAAAGCACUCCCACCCCAUCCUCUUCUACCUCUACCCCCCCUGGACAGAAGACUCCACGACAAGCCGCAACAGCCAAAAAAACGCAGGCGGCAAAACCUCAACCACCUGCCACCUCCGGACGCAAGACCAGGUCGUCAACCGCAGCUGCUGUUGUCGCGACGGAAGCCGCAGAAACCCGAGAAACUGUCACUGACGAUGACCCCACAGUCAGGAUGGAAGCGGAGCCUCUUCCCGUGGAGCUUCUGUCUCAGCCAAUGGGGGGAGCAGCCGCUGCUCAGUUGGUAGAGGAAGUAGUGGUCACAAAGGGAAGUGACAUGGAGGGUGUGUUACCGUCAUCCGACCACAAGGUGUCAGUGUUGGGCACGGCAUUGCCGGCGAACAAGGAAGUAGAAAGUGCUGGGUCAGAGAUGGAGACUACAGCUGAAAAACCUCCAGAGGUAGACGGGAGCGAGGAGAAGGCCCAGGCUAAAAAAGGUGACUUGAUUCUGGGUAGCAAGGCUCAGAAUGAAGGCUGCACACUGGAGCUUGGCUGGACUGAUCCGUCUUCCACAGCCAAGGAGCAAGACCUUCAUACCACCCUAGAACUACAAGGGCUUGAGACGGUGUCGGGUUACCAAGUGCCCAAAGAAAAUGUGGGUUUACAGAUACCCAACAAAACCGUGAAUGACACCGUGGUGCCUGCAGAGGGUUCCCAGGAGCUCCAAACUACUCCAGAGGAACGCCAAGACGAAGAAGAAUCUGCUUUCCACAUCCUGGACUCUGUAGAUGAUCAGGUGGCUAUGACAGAAGCUCUGGAAAUCCAUUCUACUGAAUCUAAGGGUACCUCAAAACCCCAGAAAGCGAGUUACAAAAAGGGUAAGGGUAAUAUUCAAAAGAAGGUUGGCAAGAAGGAGGCUCAAACCCCUGAGAAGACACAGACCCCACCAGUGGAGUCAGAGAUGGGUGAGGGAGGUACCCACAAAAAGACUAACCGUGUCCCCUUGGAUGAGGUGAGUGAGGAAGAGGAGAGUUACCCUGACGACGCUGCCGAAGAGGAAGAGUUGAUGAAGAGAAAGAAACUGGCGAAGGAGAAACGGAGAGACCGAGAAUGGGAGAAGGAGAGGAGUACAAAGCGGGCGAGGAGCAGAGAGAAGGAGCAGGAAUGGAAGAGGGGGAAGGGGAGGUUCAGUGUGGACACGGAAUGGUUGGUGACUCUGGAUGAGAUUGGAGGAGAUGGGGAUGAGAGAGGAGAGGAUGGGGAUGAGAGAGGAGAUGGGGAUGAGAGAGGAGAGGAGGGUGCGAGGGAUCAGGAGAGCGGAAUAAAUGAGGCAGACCUUCAAGAAUUGGUCACUCUGGAUGAGAUCGUUGGCGAGGAAGGAGGGGAGGGUCCUAGCCCGGAGCCACACCCGUUCAGGCAGGAGGACGAAUCAGGAGACUCCUUCAACACAGAGACUAUGGUGACCCUGGAUGAGACUGGAAGUGAUCAUGAGAUGGAGGAAGUGCAGCCCAAGAAGUCUCCAGAACCAGCCCAGACCCGGCAUGCUGACAACACAGGUGAGGACUUUGUGGUUUCUGAGGCAGGGUUGUUCUGUAAGCUGUGUUCUCUGUCUGUGAGUGAAGACAAGAAGACCCACUGCAGCAGUCUACAGCACUGUCAGAACAUGCAGAAACAUUACCCGAAGCAUCAGAAGCAACAAGCAGGAGGUUCUAGCCAAGGCUCCGCCUCCAAGUGACCCCUGACCACACCCCUGGGUGUGUCUAAAAUGUGACCAUUUCCCCAGUGCUCUGGUUGAUAGAUAGGGCUCUACUAUAAUAGGGUGAUAGAGUGCAGUUUGAUAUUUCAGCUGGUCUAGGAUCAGGUCCCCCAUGUUCAUAUUGUCUUAUUCAUUAUGAUUUAAAAGGUGAAACUGGUCCUGGAUCAGCCCUCUCUACGUGGAUAUCGGGUCCAAUAUGACACAGAUUUUAGAUUCAUUUGUUUUGUUAGCUUUUUUUGGGGGUGGAUUUAAAUAUCAUUAAACUGUUUAAUUAAAUUUAAGUAACUCAGUCAGCAGAGACCAGACAUAAUGUAUGUAUACGGAGAAAGUAAUAAAUGUAGUUUUUAUUACGAA